UUUAUUGACAUGUGUGAUGCUUAAAAAUACAGUUACUUUUUGUUAAAGAAAUUAGUUGAAUCAUAAUUGAUAUAAAUAUAAUAUAGAUCUAUAUGAUCUUUGUAACAUGGCCUCAAAUACAAAGAAUUUAGCUAUUAUUUCAGGAGUAGGACUUCGUUUGCCUCAAGCAAACAAUUUAGAUGAAUUGGCUCAAUUGCUUCUAAAUAAAGGCUGCUUUACUGAGUACCAAUGGCAUCGAGUACAGUCAAAUUUGUAUGGGCAGAAUAUUUGCCAUGGAAUUGUAGAUCCUAUGGGAAUGAUGGAUUGCGACUUCUUCAAUAUCCCCCCUGAAGAGGCUGUGAUGUGUAAUCCAAUGCUUGGCCCCCUGUUGGAAGUUGUGGCCGAAAGCAUCCUGGACUCUGGCUUAAAACUCUCUGACGUUUCCAAACACUGCACUGGGUUCUACCUUGGUGCAACCUUCUGUGACACUGAUGUCAUGGUGUCCAACCUGGAAACCUCCUCAAACUCUUUCAACACAAGAACAGAGUUAAGUGCUAGAGUUUCCCAUCACUUUGAUCUGAAGGGACCAGUCAUUCAAUUCGAUGGAGCCUGCGCCUCAUCAUUUGCAGCACUACAUGCAGCUAUGCUGGACAUUCAAGCAAACCGCUGUGAAAUAGCUAUUGUAGCAGGGGCCAAUCUGGUUCUUGAUCCAAUGGUGUCUGUGCAGUUUUCCAAGUUGAAUAUGCUCAGCCCUACUGGGCUUAGUGCCCCUUUUGAUGAGUCUGCCAAUGGUUAUGUCAGAACAGAUGGUAUUGUUGCUAUUCUUUUGAAAAGUGAUGCUAGUCAUAUCUCAAGCAGAACUUACUGCAGUGUUGUGGGGUUUGGACUCAAAAGUCAAGGUGCCAAUGGCAAUGGAAUAUUGCGCCCAAGUAAACAUUUCCAGUCUGAACUACUGGAGGAAGUGUAUGAAAAAUUUAACAUAAAUGUGGAGGAUGUUGUGUUCCUGGAGUCUCAUGGGACAAGCACACAGAUAGGGGACAAGACAGAGUUGGGUGCCAUCUACAAAGCUGUGUGUUCCAAGAGGACCAAGCCCAUUAUUGUGGGAUCUAUUAAAGGCAAUAUUGGCCAUACAGAGGCUUGUUCAGGUUUGGCUGGAAUCUUAAAAUGUUUGGCCAGUUACAGGACCAACACCAUCUUCAGCAAUGUCAACUAUAGAAUCCCCAACAGCGCCAUCCCUGCUCUCCACACAGGCGACAUCAUCGUCCCUGUGACCAGCGUCCCGUUGCCCCAAGAUGGUGCCAAUCUAAUGUGUGUCAGCUGUUUUGGGUUCGGAGGUCUGGGAGGUCACAUCGUUCUGAAACCUGCUGGACAUGUUAUCAGUGGUGACCUGGUACCUCCCCCCAUGCUGAUCCCACUGAACCUACCCCUUGACGUGGACAUACAGACAGUGGAAGACUCCAUCAGAAAGGAAAUCACCAACCCAGCCUUCUACCAGUACCUCCUGCACUCUGAGAUGUGCUCUGGUUAUGUCAACUAUCAGCGUACCUAUGUUAUUGUACAACCUGAAUCUGGUAGGUUUGAGAUGUGCUCUGGUUAUGUCAACUAUCAGCGUACCUAUGUUAUUGUACAACCUGAAUCUGCAACUUUAACCUAUCCUACCUGCGUGGCCUCUGCUAUGCCGAAGAAGAAAAUCCAUCUAGUGCUGACAGAUUUCCUUAGCCAAGCUUGGACCCCCAGGAAGAGUAUUUUAAAUUUACAGCCAGUCGCCACUUCACUGGCCCUCUCACAGCAGGUUUACCAAGCAAUUGAUCACGAGCACGGAGAUCUGAUUGGUUCCCUGAAGUCUGAUGCAGCACCUCUUGUCCAGGAGCCAGUAGGAUUUGUUUUGAGAGUGGCUUGCCAGAUAGGUGUGAUUGACCUCCUGUCUGAGCUGGGUGUCCUGGAGCAGGUUGAUGCCAUAGAAGGUCCAGGUGUUGGGGCUCUGGCUGCAGCUUAUGCUGACCAGUGCCUGACCCGUGGGCAGUGUAUCAGGUUGGCUGAUGUCAUGGAGAGGGUAUUGCUUGAGGAGAAUCACAGCCACAAGGGGCAAGUGAACUAG
This is a messenger RNA of Physella acuta, 2077 nucleotides long. RefSeq names its product fatty acid synthase-like. NCBI's taxonomy places the organism in Eukaryota, Metazoa, Mollusca, Gastropoda, Physidae. The record is from RefSeq and is a predicted model, not a curated record. Gene Ontology annotation, biological process: fatty acid biosynthetic process. Gene Ontology annotation, molecular function: fatty acid synthase activity; 3-oxoacyl-[acyl-carrier-protein] synthase activity.